Messenger RNA from Aspergillus pseudotamarii, 2244 nucleotides. RefSeq names its product Myb-like DNA-binding domain protein. Gene Ontology annotation, molecular function: histone binding; protein heterodimerization activity. Bases 260 to 1954 code for a protein of 564 amino acids. The record is from RefSeq and is a predicted model, not a curated record. NCBI's taxonomy places the organism in Eukaryota, Fungi, Ascomycota, Eurotiomycetes, Eurotiales, Aspergillaceae. Gene Ontology annotation, cellular component: nucleus. The transcript is spliced from 2 exons.
UACUAGCCGUAGCAUCGUCGCAGGUUUGGAAUCUAGGUAGCUAGCUAUUUCCUAACACCAUAUUAUUUUCCAGUUACACUGUUUAUGCCGGGAAGACAAUAAUUCUUGCCGCAUCUUCCCCUCCAGGCUCAUGAAUCGUAGAGUAACGUGUCGAUCGCCCUACCCGCCCUUCUCUCUAUAACCUCGUAGAGGCCGCAGCUAAUCCUCUAUCCUUCUAUCGCGUUUCACACCCAAAGCGUGCUUCUAUACGAACGACGUAAUGAUGGAGAGACCACUCAAGAGACCUCGAUUAUCCUUUGCUACCGGCGCAGCUGAUGAGCCAGGUGAUAUAGACCUACAAGAAGCGCGCGCACAAAACGAUGAACGCCUCAAAUCGAUCUUCGAGGGUAUUUUCGAAAAAUACGGCAAAGACUUUACGGACGUGGGGGAUGAGAUUGAUUUACAAACCGGAAAGAUAGUGGUGAAUAACGGACAUAUCCAGGGGAUGGAAGAUGAGAACGAUACUGGCGCAAAGGGUCGUUGGCUGUUUGACACGGAAGAAUCCGCACUGGAUGAUGCAGCUACGGUGCACAAUAUCUCUCAAUAUUCGGAAACAGGGGCUUGUGGUAACCUUCUGCAAGAUGAUAACGCCUAUCCUAAACACCCACAAUCAGCAACGCAGACUCAAGCCGGGCCAGACCUCAAUGGACCUUGGAAGAGCAGAGAAAGUGAGGCGUCGAUCGCCGAGUCAGAUAUCGACGACGAUAGGUCGAGUGUGGAUUCUUUGUUGGAUACAGCACUAAGUGUCCAGCACGGCCCGGACGAUCCCGUUCGGCGAAAAAGCCUGAUGGAUACAGACGAGCCCGUCACGGAAAAAGCAAAGCCUACGGCUGAGACAUCCACCCAAUCCCAAAUCCUGCAGAAACACAGCUCUAUUGAGGCAGUGGAUUCAGUGUGGCGCGUCCCUGAAAUAAAUGGCAAAUUCUCUACGCCUCCAUUGAGCAGAUCACGACCAACGGUUCCUUUCAAUGUCGUACGGUCCGCAUCUCCCCCCGGAGCAGGCUCUAUCUGGGCACUACCCGGGAAGUCCAGGCGUAAUACCGACGUUGCGAAAAGGAGAUCCGCAGAGAAAUGUGAAAUCAACGAGCGCAAGUGGAAGCCUCAAUCUAGUCCAAUUACGUGCGACUGGUCUUUCGCACAGACACCGGAUGGAAAUGAAUCCGACGACCCCUUACAAGAAAACUAUCAGCCGUCACCUACGCCGAAAGGGGGCCUAAAAAUUAGAGGGAAACGAGUCGGACCGGAUAGUCCGGGUCCUAGGAAGGACUUAGUUGAUGAUUGCAGGGUGUCUCCUUUGCGAGACGAUCAUGUCUCUCGACUCCGCCAGACUUCACUCAACUCCGCGGAAGAUCAGCGCAACAAUUCGGAAGCAAUGAAUCAACCAGAAACUACCUUUAACAAUGUGGCUUUGGAUACGCAUCUUGUAACCAAGAGCGAUACUAAAAUUCAUGCUAUCUCACCUGAAGUUACACUGGACCCAAAAAUUACACCGAUUGGGGGUCAAUCCAAAUCCCAUGAUUCUACUAGCCCAAGCAAGCGUACCAGAACGACUAUUACACCAGAUGAAGCGAGGCUGAUUGUAUUUUUGAGACAAGUACAGAGGAAAAAAUGGAAGGAGAUUACAGACCAUUUACCGUGGAAAAAGCUGGCGCAACUUGUCCAAUGGAAUCACUUACACUGGCAUGAGCGCCGGGCGAACCCACCUCCACUGUCCAAGCCUUGGUCGAGUACGGAGCGAGAGACUCUCCAUGACCUCAAGGACCAACGCGGUCUUACAUGGCAUGCAGUCCGCGCAAGGUUGCCUGGGCGAUGUAUCGCGGAGAUCGAAUUUGAGCUUUUGAGACUCUGGGUGGGUGAUGAUGUUUGGAACACCGAACAACAGGAUGGGACUGCGGCAUCUUUCGGCAUGAAUUAGCGAUUAGAUGGACCUGAGGACCACUUUUCCGAGCCACAACACAGCUUAUCAACAGGAGCGGCGAGGAUCCGGGCCACAAGAUCCGUCAGGCUGCUCCACAACACCCUUCUUAGGAAGUCACUCAUUAAAUAGUAUAAAGGCGAAUGAGUCGACUCGGAUAGUUUUUUUUUGCAGUCUCGACCGUCGUGGGGCAAGCCAAACUGCAGCUGAAACCCAGCAAGUGAAGCAUGCUAGCGGCUGCCCUGCAUAAGACCGAAUAUUACCGGCCACAGAAGGUCAGAAAAAUCCCC